AUCUCCCCGGACCGGGGCACGAACCCGUGUCCCCUGCAUCGGCAGGCGGACACUCAACUACUGCACCACCAGGGAAGCCCUAGAUGUGGUUAACUUUUAAAUUAGUAGACUUUGAUUCAAGCAGAUUACCUUCCAUAACAUGGAUGGGCCUCAUCCAAUCAAUUGAAGGUCUUAAAAACAAAGACUGAGGUCUCCCAAAGAGAAACGGAUUGAAAUUCUGCCUUCAGACUGCAACAUAGAAAUUCUGCCCGAGUUUCCAGCCUUUGGACAAAGACUGCAACACCAGCUCUUGCUGGAGUUUCCAGCCUGCUGGCUGCCCUAGAAUUUUGGGCUUCCCAGCCCCCAUAAUCAAGAAAUGGCUGCUUAGCCUGGAUUGUGGAAGAUAGAAGCCCAGGAAAGCGGAGUCAUGGGAGAGAGCUCCCUGUGUGCGGUGCACGUACUUGCGGUGACGUGGUCACAGCCAGAACCGUCAUGCUCUUAAGGAAGGGAGUGACAUGAUCAGAUCAGAAUGAAUCCUGGUUUCAGAGCAGAGACUGGCAAAAGGGAGACCAGUCGACAACAUGCAGAAGACCCCAGAGCCAGGCCAUCAGGAGCUGACGCCUGUGCACAGAGGUUUGGCUGUUUGGAGGCUUGCAUGUGGGGGAAGAAAUUUUCAAGCAAUCCGACCCAGUUUAGAAAUCUUGGUCUUCCAAUCAGGAAUACAGACCAUCUUUCAGUUGGCGUAUGAGAUGAAUAGUGAUCAGAAGGAGCCACCCCCACAGAUCCACUUUGAAAUGAGAGGGAAAAUAAAGAAGAAAGGAAGGAUCCCAAAAGCAAUGCAGCCCAGAGUACCAACACCACGUCAAGACCCUCCAGUCAAGACCCUGCCUCUGCUCAGGAGGCCAGCCAUCUGUCAAUGUCGUGCUGCAUGCUUGAUGAUGGCACAAUGCUGCAGAGAUGGAGGGAGUGCCAAGGAUUGCCCACUGACAGGAAUCACAGACUAAGUCAGAGGCUGAAGGCGCUCCACUCAUGAGGGGUCUUGGGAGAGAAGGGCCGUCUCCACAUUUUCUGGUGAACGCAGAGGCAGCAUCUGACGGGGACCCAGCAGGUGCAGCAGCUGAGUGGCUGGGAAGCAGGCUCUGUCCUAGAGCUCUGGCUCCCUUCCUCCCAGGGCUUGACCAGAGGAUGUGCACACUUGUUCCUGAGCACAGUCAGGAACCCCAGUAGUCACCAGGACGCCUGCAUGAGAAGAAACAAAAACCAGGAAAUGCCUCGUUCCACAAACAAAGAAAUGAUACUUGGCAUCAUGGUGGGAACUACUGGAAUCAGCUUGCUGCUUCUGUGGUACCACAAGGUUCGUAAACCAAGGACAGCAAUGGAUUUACCUAAAUUUCUUUCUCUGGGUAAUUCACUUGAUUUGAUGCCUUUGCAAGAUGAAAUGCCUAAUGGCCAAGGAACAACAGCGAUCUUUCAAGGAAGGCAACUUCAGAUAUUGGAGAAGAUAAAUGAAUUACUGACAAAUAUGGAAGAACUCAAAGAGGAAAUCAGAGUUCUUAAAGAAGCCAUUCCAAAGCUGGAGGAAUAUAUCCAAGGCGAACUUGGAGGGAAGAUAACUGUUCACAAGAUAAGUCCUCAGCACAGAGCUAGAAAAAGAAGGCUUGUCACAGUUCAAAGUUCAGCAACAAGUAAUAGUUCAGAGGAAGCGGAAAGUGAAGGAGGGUAUAUUACAGCUAAUACUGAUACCGAAGAACAGAGUUUUCCACUCCCUAAGGCAUUUAACACUCAUGUAGAGGAAUUAAAUUUAGAUGCCCUUAUUCAGACGGCUGAUAAUUUACGUAUGAAUGAGUCCAGAAAAAUGGAGAGUUUUGAACUACUUUGUGACCACAAAGAAAAGUUUAGAGAUGAAAUAGAGUUUAUUUGGCGGUUUGCUCGUGCUUAUGGAGACAUGUAUGAGCUAUCUACAAAUGCACAAGAAAAGAAGCAUUAUGCUAAUAUUGGAAAGACAUUAGGUGAAAAAGCUAUUACUAGAGCACCCAUGAAUGGACAUUGUCAUCUAUGGUAUGCGGUUUUGUGUGGCUAUGUAUCUGAGUUUGAGGGCUUACAAAACAAAAUUAACUAUGGAUAUCGCUUCAAGGAGCAUCUAGAUAAAGCAAUCGAAUUUUUACCUGAGGAACCCUUUUUGUAUUACCUCAAGGGAAGAUACUGUUACACUGUCUCAAAACUGAGCUGGAUUGAGAAAAAAAUGGCUGCUACUCUGUUUGGAAAAAUACCAUCUGCAACUGUACAAGAAGCUUUGCAAAAUUUCCUUAAGGUCGAAGAACUACACCCUGGGUUUUCUAAGUCCAAUUACAUGUUCUUGGCCAAGUGUUAUAUUGAUCUUGAACAAACAGAUACUGCUGUGAAGUUCUGUAAUAUGGCAGUGUUGCUUCCUUGUGUUACCAAAGAGGAUAAAGAUGCACAGAAAGAGGUGAAAAAAAUAAACACUUCCUUGAAGAGGUAAAUAAAAGAACUUGCUCUUCAACAAAUCAGAUGUGGUCUACUAAAAUUUAAACUAAUCAAAGUUGUGUUUUUUUAUUAUCCUUUUUUCUUUUCUGAUGUAAGGGUAAUGUGCUCAGAUAUCAAGGCAAAACCACGUUUCUGCAGAAGGCAUUCCACUAGUAGCACUACAAAACUAAUCAUGUUAUUUGGAGGAAUCUAUUUCCUAUAAUGUCACUACAAAAUGAUCUUUAAACAUGUACGCUUUAUAUUUUUCCUAUUAAACUAUAGUCUUCAGAAUAAAAUAUUUAAGUCAAUUCAAUAAAAUGAACUCAAGUGAGUGUUUUAUUGCUGCUUCAAUGGUGACUUUACAAAACAAAAUAAUUUCAUUAACGUGAAUGAAAAAUGGAAAAAAAGGCAAAGGACAUGAACGAGUUGUUGAUAGGAGAGGAAAAACAAAAGGGGAAAUACAACUAGUAAUUUUAAAAAUGUGAAGAAAAUUACAAUAAGAUACUGUUUUACCAUCAAA
Molecule: messenger RNA, 2983 nt
Organism: Delphinapterus leucas (beluga whale)
Lineage: Eukaryota; Metazoa; Chordata; Mammalia; Artiodactyla; Monodontidae
Source: RefSeq, a predicted model, not a curated record